AUGAGUCACCGAGUGCUGAUGCUGUUUCUGUCUGUGUGGAGCUCAGGGCUCUGGGCUGAAGACAAACAUGCUUCCACAGUUCCUGGUGAUUACAGGCUGGUGAACGGAGGCCACAACUGUUCUGGGUUAGUGGAGGUUUAUGAUGAGGGAACAUGGAGAAAUAAAUACUCAGAACCCUGGGAACAGACGGAGGCCGCUGCAGUGUGCAGGAAGCUCAACUGUGGUUCUGUUGUGUCUUUACGAAGAUAUUUUAAUCAUGAUGGUUCGGAUGAGGUUUACAGACUACGCAUCACGUGUUCAGAAUCAUUGAGGCUGGUGAACGGGACCAGCCGGUGUUCAGGCAGACUGGAGGAGAGGUCCAAUCAGUCGUGGUCCUUAGUGUGUAAAGAUGGUUUCCAGUGGCAGGAAGCAGAGAAGGUCUGCAGGGAGCUUGAGUGUGGGCCCCCUUCAGCCUUAUUUGGGGAACUGCACAGAGAAAAGGAGGCUCCACUGGGGUCCAAAGAGCUCCAGUGUCCAAGAAAUGAGUCCGACCAUGAAGCUGCUGUUCUCAUCUGCUCAGAGCAACAGUUUGUGAAGUUGCAUAUGGCUGGAGCCAGCAGGUGUAGCGGUAAACUAAUGAUGAGGCAGCUGAUUAAUUGGUUGUAUGUGGACGAGAAGAACUGGGACCUGAAGGUAGUGGCUGCAGUGUGUCGACGGCUGGACUGUGGAUCUCCAGUCUCUAUCAGGAGUAGAUCGAUUUCUUUAAAGGCUGGAUGGAGAAUCAAAGCUGACUGUGAUGUAUUGUCAUCAGACUGUCUUCUGUUUAAACCAUCUACUUCAGUCAUAGAGAUCACCUGCUCAGACUCAGUGAGGCUGGUGAAUGGGACCAACCUGUGUUCAGGUAGACUGGAGGUGCAGUUUGACUGGUCGUGGUCCUCAGUGAGUGAAGAUGGUUUUGACCAGCAGGAUGCGGAGGUGGUCUGCAGGGAGCUUGGCUGUGGACCUCCCUCAGUCCUCCAGGGGGCGCUCUUCACAGGAGGUCCAGUGUGGAGAAAAGGCUUUGAGUGUGAAGGCACCGAGUCUGCUCUGCUGGCCUGUAACAUCUCAGCUCCAGAUAGAACCCCCUCCUCAGCCAACAGAUCUGUUCAACUCACCUGCUCAGAUCCAAACUCUCUAAGGCUGGUGGGAGAGUCCAGCCUCUGUGCCGGUAAGCUGGAGAUGACAAACAAGGGAGAGUGGAGGCCUGUGGUGGACUGGGAGUUAAUAUGGAACCAGGUUUCUGCAGAUGCAGUGUGCAGACGGCUGGGCUGUGGGACUGCAGUGUCUGCAAAUAUGAAGAAAGAACAUGAGGACAGACCCGUGUGGUGGAUCAAGUCCUCCUGCAUCCAGUCAACAUCUGUGCUGCGAGAUUGUGUCACACUGACUGGUUUGGGUAAAUCCUCCUGGAGCAUGGAGGUGGUCUGCUCAGAACUGCUGCUUCAGCCAACAAUUGUCACCUUUCCCAACAGUAUGGAGGUCUUCAGGGUGGACCAGCGGGAGCUUCAGGUGCUCCUUGGCUCCAGCUUCAGCAUCAUGUGCUACAUCCCAGCCCAGUACCAGGGAGGUUACUUCCAGCUCCUGUUCACUGCCUCUAAUGCAGCACUCAGCUACUCGCUGCCAGCUGUCAAUCACUCUGCCCAUUUCCGCUUCCCUUCGAUGGACCUCAGCCACCAAGGCAGCUACAGCUGCAUUUAUCAUCUCCACGUUUUCUCCCAGGACUUCUCCUCUAAGAGUCAGACCAUCUACCUCAGAGUCGGAGCCUCUGUAACAGAUCUGAUCAUCAGACUCGUCGUCCUCCUGCUGGGAAUGACUCUAUCUGUCACUGCCAUCUGCUGCUACUCUAAGAGACUGGCAGCCAAAGCCAGAGUCCAGGAGAAAACAACUGUGAUUUGUGUUGGAGGAGAGAAAUAGGAGCAGGAAGAUUUGUUCUGGACUCACUUUGGAUAUGAAGUGUCAUCUUUUUAAGCCUUUUGUUUAUUAUGAGCUGAGUUUAGCCUUUUAACCUCCUGAGACCCUACAUCCUCAUACGGGGACAUUAAGCUUGAUUAAGGUAAAUUAUAAGUGCAUAGAACAUAAAAGCUCAGGUCUCAGGAGGAUAUAUAUCACCUUUUAGCUGCCAGUUCAGGAAGUUAUUCUGCUUCAUUUAGACCUGUUGUCCUCAUAAAUGGAUGCUUUUGUCUACCAUCUAGUGGUAGAAAUGUUGAACCUUGUUUAUUUUAUUUACGCUUAUUAGCUUUUCUAGUUUUAUAUGACGCACAGAUUCUGUCAAUAGAAACGAGCUACAACGUCGCUAAUUAGAAAGUACUCGUUAGAGGAUAUUGGGACUUUAUUGUUUGCAAUUGUGUCUUUUCUCAGCCACGUUCAGGUAUUAAAAUCAACAGUUUUAUGCUUUGACACACACAGGUGACUUCAUUGUAAUAUACAGUAAAAUAAUCCCUGUGUCCAGGAUGUUGCAUCUUGAUAAUGGUUGACUAUUGACCAAGGUCACGGUGUCAAACAUACGGCUCAUGGGCCAAAAGCAGCCUGUCAGAGGCUCUAAUGGGCCCACAGCAUGAAUUUGCAAAGUGACAAAAAUUACGUAGAGCACGACAAUUUGUCAGUGAUGAUAACUGCUCUUCCUAAUUUGUCCACUGUUUUAAUCAGAGAAGUGGACAGAACACAACACUGAGACCCGGGACAGAACAACAGGGUGCAACAUACUUAAAUUUCAAAAGUUUCUCCCCCUCAAUCUGUGUGUGUCUGUCUUUCUCUGCAGGUUUUUCUGUGGUGCUUUGAUAGAUGGAAUUGCUCCUGAAUAAGGUCCAUGCUAAUAAAACAGGAAGCAAGGCACACUGAGACUUACUUUUUGUUCUAAAUAAGUUUUUACAUAUAUUCUGAAAUUAAAUAUCCCAAAUUUGACUGUAGAGGGCAGAAACCCCAGGGUCUUUCUGUGCAUUAAGAUGUUUCUCAAGCUUUUUCAAGUUCUCAAGCCUCAUUUAUUAAUUGAAAAGUGUUUGCAUGUGCAAAUUACUGGAUGCAGACCAAUAAAUGUGAAUUGUAUAGACACAA
Mugil cephalus (flathead mullet) is the source of this 3066-nucleotide messenger RNA. RefSeq names its product scavenger receptor cysteine-rich type 1 protein M130-like. The record is from RefSeq and is a predicted model, not a curated record. NCBI's taxonomy places the organism in Eukaryota, Metazoa, Chordata, Actinopteri, Mugiliformes, Mugilidae. The transcript has 10 exons. Gene Ontology annotation, cellular component: membrane. Bases 1 to 1929 code for a protein of 642 amino acids.